Protopolystoma xenopodis is the source of this 879-nucleotide messenger RNA. NCBI's taxonomy places the organism in Eukaryota, Metazoa, Platyhelminthes, Monogenea, Polystomatidea, Polystomatidae. The record is from the annotation of a GenBank genome assembly.
AUGCUCUCAAUUCGGCCAAUAACUUCAGGCAAAGUUUUUGCCGUCGGUCGCUUUGACUAUGGUCGCUUGGGGAUAGGUCCCAUUCCUCCGAAUGAUGGCAUUUGCAACGCAUCGUCAUGUUGCAUUCCACAGCCAGUGCUGGGUCCACUGUCCGACCGACGCUGUAUAACCAUCGGGUGUGGUGAGGCCGUCUCUUUUGCAGUGAGUGAGGACGGGCUUGCACAUUCAUGGGGCAUGGGUAGCAGCCAGCAGCUGGGUCACGGAGAUGAUGAUGGUGAUUGCUACGAGCCAACCGAGAUGAUCGGUAAAAAUUUGGAAAAUAGACGUAUCAUUAUGGUUGAUGCAGGGGGCCAGCACUGCGUCCUUUUAGCUAGCAGGCCAUCUGUGACAGAAGGCGCGACAGGAAAUCUUUCUGGUCCAAAUGAUGUCUCAACUUCAUUUCAAAACUCAUCUCGAUGUUCUCCACCUAGAUCAGCUGCACAUAAACCUUCGGCCACCGACUCUGCUGCUGCCACUGGCCCGACCUCUUUCUCCACUCACACUAAUGCUACAACUCAUUCGGAUCAGGAGAAUGGAGAAGAUAGAAUGGAGCUUGACCAUCCAAUCGACUCACUUGCUCAGCUAGGUGUUCCUAUCAUUGUAAUUGAUGGGAAAAGUGUCACACGCUACCAGUGUAACUUUCAGGAAGAAACUUGCCAUCAUCACUCAUAUCCUUCUCAAGCUACCGGUCUUCCUUGCGAAACCAUUGAAGACAAGGAAUUGCCUCGUUCUCAAAAGCAGGCGGUCUCAGAGCCUGUCGCACUAGAGGGGGAAAUGGGUGUGUAUAUCUCCACAUAUGCUUGCAUUUUAGCUUCCUGCCAACCUGAUUUUUUUAAUUAA